GCUCCUUCAGGGACUGAAAUCCUGGACCAGGAUCAAUGAAUUUAAUUCAUUGUGUUUGUGAUGGUCUGUUGUGCAUGAGGACGAUCGAUGUUCCCGCAAAGACUGUGCAGCAGAACACGGACGCCACACUGCCCUGCCCUCACGCAACAGGAAGUGGAGAUGUGACGUGGUGGCGUGUGAGACACGGGGAGAAGGUGGUUCUCGUCACUAUCAAAAAUGGCCACAAGGAAAGCUGUGAGGAACGCUACGAUUCCCCGGGAGAUAAUUCACUGGUCAUACGCAGCGUCCAGGUCUCUGAUGAGUCCAUGUAUUUCUGCAACAAUAAACCAAUAUAUCUGAACGUGACCUCCGAGCCCAACAUGGUGGCGCCCACACAAGGUGAAGUACCAGUCACACACAGGGACAACGCUGUGGGUCCAGGAGGGAGCGGCACAGAGGACCAGCCCUCACACCUGUGGAUGAUACCUGUCGGGUCGGUUAUAGGUGGCGCUCUGGUGCUGGUAGCCGUGGUGACGCUGAGGCGGUGCUCAGAGAGGAGACGCAGCGGCCCCGACACGCCUGUGACGGAGGGGAUCUACGAGGAGAUCGAGGACGGCAGCCUGCAGCCAGAUGUGGAGAGUCCCUACUACUGGUCCACUGUCAUAGCAACGACAGACCCCCCCACCCCCACCCCCACCCCCACCCCCACAAACACCGCUCUGUACAGCACCGUUACCAAGAGCAACAGGGAAGGACGGGGUGAGGAGGGUGUGUAUUCUCUGGCCCAGAAUCCACAGACAGACAGACAGACAGAUAAUCAGACAGACAGACAGAGAGACAGACAGACAGACAGAUAAUCAGACAGACAGACAGACAGACAGACAGACAGAUAAUCAGACAGACAGACAGAGAGACAGACAGACAGACAGAUAAAUAGACAGACAGACAGACAGACAGACAGAUAAACAGACAGACAGACAGACAGAUAAUCAGACAGACAGACAGACAGACAGACAGACAGAUAAUCAGACAGACAGACAGACAGAUAAAUAGACAGACAGACAAACAGACAGAUAAUCAGACAGACAGACAGACAGACAAAUAAUCAGACAGACAGACAGAGAGACAGACAGACAGACAACAGAUAAAUAGACAGACAGACAGACAGACAGAUAAACAGACAGACAGACAGACAGACAGAUAAUCAGACAGACAGACAGACAGACAGAUAAUCAGACAGACAGACAGACAGACGGACAGAUAAACAGACAGACAGACAG
This is a messenger RNA of Seriola aureovittata, 1259 nucleotides long. RefSeq lists its product as uncharacterized. The coding region runs from base 36 to 836 and encodes 266 amino acids. The transcript is spliced from 2 exons. Lineage: Eukaryota; Metazoa; Chordata; Actinopteri; Carangiformes; Carangidae. The record is from RefSeq and is a predicted model, not a curated record.